AUGUUUUUUUUCUUGCACAAUAUGUAAUUCUCAUUGUUUUAUGGUUUCCUCAACACAGCAGGCUUUUUUCCCAGAAUUGUUAUUGUUAUCAGUGCUGAUACAGAAACACAAGAGUCACUCUGGAGAGCAUCAGCUAUCACGCAGAGGAUGAGAGAGAAAGACGGACAGAACGAGACUGGAAGGGAGUGACCCUGACCAGAUGUGUUGAAGGGGUCUGCGGAUGGCGGAGUAAGGGAGUGGCACGAAAGGAAGGAAGGCCGAGGGGAAGGGGGUGUGGAGGAGGAGGAGGAGGAGGAGGAGGAGGAUGCGGAGGGAGCAGAGCGUACCAGCGUGCGGCAGCAGCAACUAGGGAAUCAGGUUUCCCAGACCGAGCAGUAAGAGGGGAGGAGAGAGGAGGCUGAGCCAGAUUUCCCUUCAGACACUCCCAGUCUUUUAAGGCCCAGAGCUCAGCUAACAGUCCCUGGACUCUCCUUAGGUCUGGAUCUCAGCGUGCAGGGCCAGUUUGACAUACACACCUCCCUGAACCUUAUCUCAACCCUCUCAGUUUCUGAGGCCUUCCCUAGCAGAGCUGUCUCCUGAAGAGUACCUACCUCUGGAGGUCUGACUCCUCAUAUCCCUGCAGCACAUUUCCAUUGGCAUGAUUCAAGAAUAACAAUGGAUCCUGAAGGUUCACGCAUCCAAGAUGACCCAGACGUCAAGGUGAUGAUGGCAGGGUCAAUACUGCGGAAAGUGAAGUCACGAUCAUGGAAGAGGCAGCGGCAUUUCCGCCUUCUGGAGGACGGCCUGACGAUUUGGUACAAGUCCAGAUGGGCAGGGAAAGUCCGCAACACUUUCUCCAUUGCCAACGUGGAGACUGUGCGUGAGGGCCACCAGUCGGAGGUCCUGCGGACCAUCGCUGAGGAGUUCCCCGCUGAUCUCUGCUUCACCUUGGAGUUUCACGGUCGCCAAGGCAAACUGGACCUUGUGGCCGAGUCACCGGAGGUAGCCAGGGCCUGGAUCCAGGGGCUGCGCAAGCUGAUUCACAAGGCUAAAACGAUGGAUGAGAAAGAGAGGAUCGACCAGUGGAUCCGGGACUGGUUCAAGAAAGCUGACAUCAACAAAGAUGAGAAGAUGAAUUUCAAAGAGGUGCGGAAACUGCUGAAGAUGAUGAACGUAGAAAUGAACGAGGAACGAGCUUCGGAUCUCUUUAAGAUGGCCGACAAGUCAGAGAGUGGCUUUUUGGAAAUGGAGCAGUUUGUCGAUUUCUAUAAGAUGCUGACUGAGAGGAAAGAAGUGUUGAAGGUGUUUCAGGACUACUCUGCAGAUGGAGAGAAGUUAUUGUUGGACGAGCUGAAGAACUUCCUGAGUGUGGAGCAGCAGGAAGGAGAGCAGAGUUCCCAGCAUGCUCAGGAGCUGAUUGACCGCUAUGAACCAUCUGAAUCAGCUAAGAAGCAAGGUUUCAUGUCUUACGACGGCUUCCAGGCCUACCUGUGCUCACAGGAGGGCUCCAUAUUUAAACCUGAACAUCAGGAGCUUCAUCAGGACAUGAGCCAGCCGCUCAGCCAUUACUUCAUCUCCUCCUCACACAACACCUACCUCAUGGAAGACCAGCUGCGAGGACAGAGCAGCCUGGAGGCAUACAUCCAGGCCCUGAAGAGGGGCUGCCGUUGUGUAGAGGUGGACUGCUGGGAUGGCGCUGAUGGGGAACCCGCUGUGUAUCAUGGUCACACUUUCACUUCCAAGAUUAUGUUUAGAGAUGUCAUUUCAACGCUGAAGGAAUACGCCUUCAAGGUUUCAGACUUCCCGGUCAUCCUGUCCCUUGAGAAUCACUGUGGGGUCGAGCAGCAGAAAGUCAUGGCCCAGCACCUUAGCCAAAUCUUGGGAGACACACUAUUGAGCACCCUGCUGGAUGGGCAGGUCCCUCAACAUCUUCCCUCUCCACAGGAAUUGAAGGGGAAGAUUUUGCUGAAAUUCAAGAAGAUAAGCACUCCAGGAGACAGUGUGGAUGAAACCCUGACAGAUGUCAGCGAUGAAGAAGAGAUGACCGACGGUGAAGCUGAUGAGAGCCCGUCAACAGAGGAACCGCCUGCUGAGUGUUCCAACCAGAACGGGAAGAAACUAGAGAAAACCAAGUCCAAACUGGCCAGCGAGCUGUCAGACUUGGUGAUUUACUGCAAGAGUGUCCACUUCCGCGGCUUUAAGCACGCUCGUACACACAGAAAAUGCUUCGAGAUGUCCUCGCUCUCUGAGUCCAAGGCCAAGAAGCUGGCUAAGGAUGCAGCGACAGAUUUUGUUCAAUACAACAGCCGGCAGCUGAGCAGGAUCUACCCCGGGGGCUUAAGGACACACUCCUCCAACUACAACCCACAGGACAUGUGGAACGUGGGCUGCCAGAUAGUGGCUCUGAACUUCCAGACAGCUGGUCUGGAAAUGGAUCUGAACGAUGGGCUGUUCCGGCAAAACGGCUGCUGCGGCUACGUCCUCAAGCCUGACUUCAUGAGAGACGGCAACAUUCAGUUCAAUCCAGAAAAACCAGAGGAGCGGCCAGGCUACAGACCACUCCGCUUAUCCAUAGAGGUGAUCAGUGGGCAGCAGCUACCGAAGGUGAACCCGAAAGAGUGCUCUAUCGUAGACCCUCUGGUCAGAGUGGAGAUCUUCGGAGUGCCACAGGACCAGGCCAAGGAAGAGACCAGGUACAUCAACAACAAUGGUUUUAACCCAGAGUGGAAUGAAACUUUAAAUUUUGUCAUACACACUCCUGAGCUGGCUCUGGUUCGCUUUGAGACGGAGGACUACGAUAAGGCUUCCAGGAACGACUUUAUCGGACAGUUCACUCUUCCAUUUACAUGCAUCCAAGCAGGAUAUCGUCACAUACAUCUGCUCUCCAAAGAUGGAACCCCUAUCCCUCCCGCCUCCCUCUUUGUCAAAAUCAGCAUCUCUGAGCUCACAUGAAGAAGUCGGGUCAGAGGACAUGGACCAGAAGUGGACACAGGUCCUGUAUCUUCAUCUUCAUCAGCCAUGAACCUUCAUGAAGGAUAACAACAGCAUGCACCAAUGCUUUUAUCUGAUAUUUGUCAGGCUGAGAAAGGAGGAAGGUGGAAAAUGUAUCAUGUUGAACAUUUCACACUUAAAAAAAAGCAAACAACUGGUCAGAUUAAUGCUGAGAGCUUUUCUUUCAUUCUUUUCUCAUUUGUGAAACAGCUGGGUAAAGGUUUUACCAGGUGAAUUUUUUUGUUUGUUUGUUGUUGUAAUACUCAUUUCAGCCACAAGAAGCCUAAGUGAACCAACCACUCAUCUCUUAACCCUCCUGUUAUGUUCGUUUCUCAGGAACAGCAAUAAUGGUCGUGGGUCAAUUUGACCUGGGGCAUGUUUAAUUAUCCAAACAUGUUUAGAAGCUAAAAAAAAUCCCGUUAAACAUUGUUUAAAUUUAAUUAAUAACUCCAUAACUAACCAUUUCAAUCAAUAUUUAGUGCAAUGGUGUUCUUUACUUCUCACAGAUUACGGUUCAAUGAGGAUAAUUCACUUGUUUUUCAUUAAAAAUGCAUGUUAAAACUUUUUUUUAUGUACAUUGGAAAGACCUACAUAUAAACUACAAUG
This is a messenger RNA of Centropristis striata (black sea bass), 3576 nucleotides long. It is a transcript of the gene plcd4b, whose product is annotated as phospholipase C, delta 4b. The transcript is spliced from 16 exons. The record is from RefSeq and is a predicted model, not a curated record. The coding region runs from base 655 to 2931 and encodes 758 amino acids. Gene Ontology annotation, molecular function: calcium ion binding; phosphatidylinositol-4,5-bisphosphate phospholipase C activity. Lineage: Eukaryota; Metazoa; Chordata; Actinopteri; Perciformes; Serranidae. Gene Ontology annotation, biological process: lipid metabolic process; intracellular signal transduction.